Molecule: messenger RNA, 4981 nt
Organism: Trachemys scripta elegans
Lineage: Eukaryota; Metazoa; Chordata; Testudines; Emydidae
Gene: ANKRD34A
Product: ankyrin repeat domain 34A
Exons: 2
Coding region: 493-2082 (529 amino acids)
Molecular function (GO): protein binding
Source: RefSeq, a predicted model, not a curated record
UGGAAUAGCUACUUCUGGUCUAUGGGAAGGGAGCUAAAAAUAGCAGCCCGGCUCUGUCUCUGCAAAGAGCCCGGCAGGCUGUGACAGUCAGUGGAAAACACCGGCGCUCGGGCCCCUACCCGCAGGGCUGCAACCGGCGCGGGGCGGGGGGAGAGGAGGGAAAUGCCGCUGACAAAAAGAGGCCGAGAAGGGCUUUGAUGGAGUGAAUGAUUCGGCUUCGCCGUGUCUAUCCCCCGGAAUGGGGUCGAUUUCCUUGAAACACCCGCACGCACCCAAUGCACAAAAGGGGAGCAAAGGGCUCAAGCCAUGACAACUCUCCAGGCUCCGGCUCCGGUUUCCCGGGGGUGAGGAGGAAGGAUGUGACCGGCAGCAGGUGACGGGAGCGGGUCCAACCACGCCAGGGAGGUGCUCUGCCUGUGCAAUGCCCCGCCCCGCCGCCCACAACCCCGGCUUGCCCCCACGAGACCGCCCGGCCUCAGGCCCCGCCUGGCGAUGAACGAUCCAGCCGCCAUGCCACACGCGGAGGGGAAUGCCCUGCUGAAGGCCGUGUGGCAGGGCAAGUUCCGCCUCACUCGUCUCUUGUUGGAAGGUGGGGCCUACAUCAACGAGGGCAACGCCCAGGGCGAGACCCCGCUGAUCGCCGCCUGCCUGGCCCGCUAUGACGACCCGCACAACAAGCCCCGCAUGGUGCGCUACCUGCUGGAGAACGGCGCCGACCCCAACAUCCCCGACAAGACGGGCAAGACGGCCCUGAUGCACGCCUGCGCCGACCGGGCCGGGCCCUUGGUGGCUUCGGUCCUGCUGGAGCACGGGGCCGACCCCAGCGCCAGGGACUACGCGGGGGCAUCGGCCCUGGUGUACGCCAUCAACCGGGGCGACCGGGAGACCUUGCAGGUGCUGCUGGACGCCUGCAAGGCCAAGGGCAAGGAGGUGAUCAUCAUCACCACCGACACGUCCCCCUCGGGCACCAAGAAGACCAAGCAGUACUUGAACUCACCCCCAUCCCCGGGCCUGGAGGAGAAGUCGCCUGCCCUGUGCAUGUCGCCCUCCGACAUCGACGUCAAGACCACGCAGUCGCCCGGGGCCAGCGAGAAGGAGGAGGCGAGGGACGUCUUCAACUUCACCAUGGCCACCCGGCUGACCUGCCCCCCGCUGCCUCUUCCCAAGGGGCUGGAGGCUGAGGCCUCCGCGGAGCAGCCACCGGCAGCCCCGCCGCCCAAGGGCCGGCCUAGGCAACUCAAGAGACUCAACUCGGAACCAUGGGGGCUGGUGGCGCCCUCCACCUUGGCCGCAACCCAUCUGGAGAAGGCCCGGACGCCGGAGGAGAGGAUCACGGCCGAGAUGAAUGGCUUGAGCAUCACCAAGAGGCCCGUGCUGUCACGGAGGCACAGCAUCGAGGGCCAGGAGCCCCCCGGUUUCAAGACGCUUGCCCCGCAAGGCUUUGGGGAAGAGGCCCCAGGUCCGGAGGCACCUUGGGCCGAGAAGGUUCAUUUUGGUCACCUCCACCAGCCUCUGUCACGGCGCAACACGGCCCCCGAGGCCCAGGAGAGUGGGGGGGGCCCGGCGCCCGGCCUGCGGGGCGUGGCCCACCAUAAGCUGGCCCGCAUGGAGCACUGCGAGUCGGACGCGCACCUCUGCCCAGACUCCAUCCCCGGCUCCCCGGAUUCAGGCCGCGUCUCCCUGGAGAGGAGGAAAUACAACGCCUCCCCCCUGACCCUGCCGGCCAGCUCCUCCCGGGAGUCCCUAGAGAGCAUUCCCAGCGCCGUGUCCCCCAUGACGGGGCGGCGUCGCUCCCCGGGGCUGCUGGAGAGGAGGGGAUCGGGGACUCUCCUCCUAGAUCACAUCGCCCACACCCGGCCUGGCUUCCUGCCCCCGCUCAACAUCAACCCCCACCCUCCCAUCCCUGACAUCCGGGCCAACGGCCGGCCCCCCUCGCCCGUGCACAGGGGGCUCAUCCCCAUGGCCCCCAGCUCCCCCAAGGCGAAGAAGAAGCUGUUCAGAAGGCAUUCUAUGCAAACGGAACAGAUCAAACAGCUGGUCAAUUUCCAGAACCUACUGGCCCAGGGCGACCCGGCCAGUUAAAGGGACAGAAGCCCCAACAAGGGAAAGGAGAAGAAGAGGCCUAGAUUUAGUCUCUCCCCAUCCCAUUGGCUGCUCCUGGAGUGGGGAGGAGCUGGAGACACCUCCCCAUCCCAUCUCUCCCACCCCAUCCUGGUUGGCGAGCCCAUUGUGUCUGGGUUGCUGUGUAUCCUCCGCCCUGCUGUGUAUCUAUCCUAGCCACGGGCCGCGCCCAGGGUCCAGGGAAUCUGACCGGAAUAGGAGCACUCAAUUGGGCCAGGAUCCCCAUGCGACCAGUUUCUGGAUGGCACUGGGCCCCUUCGGUGGAGGCCGCGGCCUGGCAGCAGAACGCCCCCAAGCAUUACCGCCCAGGACUGUGCCACGUGGCCACAGAGCGCCCGGAGUCCGCUGGGAAAUCUGGCCUACCUUGGGGGCGGGACGGUGACAGCUUCUAACGGCUGCUCCCACGUGCCAGUCAGGAAACCAGAGGGGAGGCGCGUGGGUCCCGUCCCUCCGGGUCCUGCCGGGCACGGCCUGGAGAUGCAGAGGAGGGGAAAGAAAAAGGGAAUGAAAGGGUCGAUUUGGGUUCGAGAUCAGGAACGUGGCCAGCCGGAGCUUCUUCCAAUUUCCAGCAGCGGUUUGUGCCCGAUCCAGGUUCAAAGCCAAAGGCAGCCCUGCUCGGUUUGCACGGCUCUUCGACCUGGAAGGAAGAGGCGGCGAUCCAAAAGACAGACACCCCUCUCCCCCGCCCCCAGUGGCCUUGCACCCCACCUGCUGCUCCCUGCAAUAUCCUAUUGAUUAGUGUGAAUGCCGUCGGGACUCCUGGGUUCGCUCCCCACCUCUGGGGGGGCAGCGUUGUCUGGCGGGCCCAGUAAAGGGACACCUAGGGCUACGUUUGCAAAAAGGCUAGUGAUUUGGGACGCCCAACUGUGCUGAGCACUCACCCGCUGGAAACCAGGCCCCUUCGAGGCGACUCAGACGGGAGCACUCAAAAACGGAAGCACUUUAGGCAUGGGGCUCUGUUCCCAGCUCCAGGAGGGGGAGUGUUGUCUAGUGGUCAGAGGACUGGGCGCUAACGACUCUCAGGUUCUCUGCCUGUCUCUGCCACUGACUCACUGGGUGACUUUGGACUAGUGACGCGCCCCCCCCCCCCGUGCCUCAGUUUCCCCCACCUGUCAAAUGGAGGGAAUGAUACCGACCUGUGUCUGUAAAGCGCUCGGAGAUCCCGGGAUCAGCGGCGCUCUAGAAAUGCUACAUCCUAUUUGUUAUUUAUUUAGCAUUCGGUCUCUGACGGAGCCGCAGCCCUAGACAAAGCAAUAUGACUGGGGACACACAAGAAGUUACCCCCAAACACUGGUGGGAGGGCUGGAAUAAACCCUCUAGGCACAUGGGGAGGGAUUGACCAGAGCAUCACUGAUGCAGAGGGGAAACCAUUUUGGGGGGGGGGGGGACUGACUCAGUGUAAAUAGGCAAACAGACACCCAUUGCUAACCCCACAGACACCCAUUGCUAACCCCACAGUGCAGACCCAGUGCACUGGCAUGGGUUACCCUGCUUUUCCACUAGGGGGAGCUGUGGAAUUGGGCAUUGUCAUUGUGCAUUGCACAACCGCGGUGGUGCAAACAAACCCCGUUGCAAGCAAGGCUUUAGGCCCAAGUCCUCAAAGGUAUUUAGGUGCUUGAUUCCCAGCGGGAAGAUCUGGCCCCUCGUUACCAAGCUAUGAAUCUGCAGAUUGCUCAGGUUUCCCUGCCCUUCCCUGAGUGAUGCUGCAAAGUUCGAGUUAACUAAGGGAGUUAACAUUUGCACAGGUCUCCCUAUAAGCACAAGGAGACUGUAAUCAGGGCCCCGUGUAUCCGCUACUCUGCAGAACCCACCCCCUAGCUGUGCUCCCUUUUCUGUUUGCAGAGAUACGCUUGUAGCCCUGAUUGACAUGUAUCUGAUGCCAUGUGGCCUGACCUAGUCUUUAGACAGCCUACAAUAAUCACUCUAGAUGUGAACCCAUUGAUGCCAAGUGGGCGUUGACUCUGAAACCUACUGACUACCAAACAGACAACAACAUUGUUAACUAUUCCACUGCUGAUUUUAGCAGAAAUGUUGCAUUGUAUUGUGCAUCUCUCACAACUCCCAGUUAAAUCCCCAGAUGCCAAAAGCCCCCAACUGCCACCCCACUCCCUCUCCCAAUUGCUCGUGCUAAGCACUUAUGCCUUUUUUGUUACAAAAUUCUGUAGCACAUUGAAAAUGAAGGGCCAUAUUCUUGGCUAAUGUAAAUUGGUGCCUCUCUUGACUGACGUCAGCUGAGAAUUUGGGCUUAAAAUGAUAGGGGCCGCAUCUGAUUAAAUUGGCCAGAGGAUUAGCUAGCACACUUUAUCCCGUGCUGAUUGCGUUAGCCACUGCCAUGUUUAGUUUAAUAGAAACCUUAUUAUUUCAGUGUAUCUGACGCUGUUCUGGGAUUUCCAGUUUCCUGCAGGAUUUGGGGCCUUUUGCUGCAGGAUUUGGGGGCUAGUUUGCUGCAGAUAUGUGGGGCCUUCCACGACUAGGGCAAAUGCCCUCUCCGCCUGUGUAUAUCAGAGAACAUACAGCAUGUGAGUAUGGUUUCAGGUCUGUAUCUGGGACACUUGUAGGGGUUGGAUCUGGGGUUUUCAGUCAGCAGGUUAGAAGGUGUAACGAAGCGGGACUCACCCCUGCGGCGCCUCCUGCUGGUGUCUUCCGGGAAUUAACUCUGCCAGCCUUGGAGCGCCUUCUGCAUUCCAGUAUCCCGCUGCCGCUUGGCCCCCAUGUCCCUCCCUGGACUCCGGUGCCCCUUUAUCUGGGGUGCUGCCCUCUGGCAGUACACCCCUCAGUCUCGGGGUCUCCCCCCUAGCCCUAUCCACAGUCGUAGGCUACUGCCAGUCACCAACUCGCCCCCGUGCCCUGGGGCAGACUG